AUGUUAAAUAAGAGUAUGUUAUUAAUCAAAGUAGUUAUUAUUUUAAAAAUUUAAAAAAAUAUAAUUAGCAUAUUAAGAAUAUUUAUGUAAACAUAUGACAUAUAUUUAUUUAUCAAUUUUGCUUAAAUAUUUUUAACUUUAUUAACACAGAAUGUCAUAAGGUCAAAAAUUUCUUUUUUAUAUUUGAUUUAUUUUAAUAAUUUGUUGUUGGUAUCUGUAAAGAAUUAAGUUUAUACAAAAUUUUUUUUUUUUUUGCAAAAAUUAAUUAAAAUUGUUGAAUAAGACAUUAAAAUGGAUCAAGACUAAACAUUCUAAAGUGAUUUAAAAGCAAAAUUAACAAAUGUAAUAGAACUUGAAUCAAAAAAUUAAAAUAUAGGUUCAGAGGUUCCAUAUUAAACGAUUCAUACUACAAGAACUUUAGAUACAUAACCUAAUUAACAUUAAUAACACUUUUAGUAGAAUAUAAGUGUUAACCCAUUUUUUACUUAAGAUAACUAAUCUAAAAACAUAGAUAUUUAGGAUGACAUAGAAAUCGUAAAUAGAGAUACAUCUAAUUUAGAAAGAAAGGGUAUGAAGGAAUAGUUAGUUCAUAACUAUGAUGAGAAUCUGUUUGACCCAAAUUUUACAUUUUUCUUAUUUGUUAACUCUACUAGUGGAGGCAACUAAGCAGCAAAUUUUAUAAAAAUAUAGGCUGAAAGAAUAAAUUUUGUUUUAGAAAUGAAUAAAGGUGAUAAAGAAAAUUAAUAAGUUGAAGUUUUUUUUUAUGAUUUAAAAAAUGGAGAAAAUAAAGAAAGGGGAUUCACAUUACUUAAACAUAAAUAAGAUAGUGGAAGGUAAAAUAUUAGAGUAAUUGUAGGAGGAGGCGAUGGUACUGUUAUGUGGGUUAUUUAAGAAAUGUUGAAUAAGAAAAUGGAUUUAAGUAGUAUUCCUAUUGGAAUUGUGCCUUUUGGUACAGGAAAUGAUUUCUCUAGAGUUUUAGGUUGGGGAGGAGGCGUACCUGAUGACUAUAUCGGUAAAAAUCUCAAAGGGCUUAAGGAAAUGGUCAGAAAAUGGAUUAAAGCGAAAGUAGCACCUUUUGAUAUUUGGGAAAUUAAAUUCAAAGCAGGUGAGAAUGGAUCAUUUAAAAGAAUAGAGAAAGAAAAUGGAAAGGCUGUAAAAAAAUAAAUGAAGGAUAGUAAUGGAGAUAUUUUGAAAAUUAUGAAAAAACCUAUGUCAAAUUAUUUUAGCAUAGGAAUUGAUGCAAGAAUAGGAAUCGGUUUUGAUAAGAAUAGAACAACUUCUUAAAUAGGCAAUAAGUGUGUUUAUUGUUGGGAAGGAUUCAAAAAAACAUUUUUAAGGACUUCUAAAAUAUCUUAGGUAGUUGAUGCGUUAGAAGAGCUUCAUGAAGAAGAUGUUAGUUAAGAUAAGAUAUCGGAAUUAGACAUUUCAAUAGAAGAUAAUUUUUCUAAUAAGCAAGUUAUUUUUAAUACAAGAAGCGCUUCGAUGGCAUUAACUGCAUAAUAAGCAUAAUAACUUAGGGAGUCUUAGCAAAAAAAAAUUGAAGAUAAAAAGAAUAAUAAUAUUUUGAAAGGAAAUCCUGCUUGCUUACUUAUUCUAAAUAUAAACUCUUAUGCUGGAGGAACAAACAAAAUAUGGACAAGCAGUAAAGGGUAGGUAGGUUUGGAGAAGUUUGACCAUAAUAAAGUUUAAGAUUAAUUUUAAAAGUAAGACUUUGGAGAUGGUAUGGUUGAAUUUGUAUCUUUUACAUCAGCAAUUAGCUUGGCUAAUGAAAGGUUUAUAAGUGGAUAAGCAUCUCGAGUAGCAUAAGGUAAAGGACCUUUUGUUUUAAAAUUUAAAAAAAUGUAAGGUGAAAAUAAAUAAAAUCCAAUUACAACGUACUUUCAGAUAGAUGGAGAGUACUACUAAGUAGAUAGUCCACUUUCAGUUAAAAUAAAAUAAAACAAAUAGCUUCCUAAUGGGAAAAUUCAAGUACUUAUCAAUACAUAAGGAAAUUCAUAUUGA
This is a messenger RNA of Tetrahymena thermophila SB210, 2001 nucleotides long. RefSeq names its product diacylglycerol kinase. The transcript has 8 exons. The record is from RefSeq and is a predicted model, not a curated record. NCBI's taxonomy places the organism in Eukaryota, Ciliophora, Oligohymenophorea, Hymenostomatida, Tetrahymenidae. Gene Ontology annotation, molecular function: ATP-dependent diacylglycerol kinase activity.